AUGAUGACGAACGGAAUCGCUGAUGCGCAACAAAAUGGCGGUGGCCAGGAAGACUCAAAGACCAAUCUUAUCGUCAAUUAUUUACCGCAGCAGAUGACCCAGGAGGAGAUACGGUCGCUUUUCUCUAGCAUCGGAGAGGUGGAAAGCUGCAAGCUGAUUCGGGACAAAGUGACUGGGCAAAGCCUUGGGUACGGAUUCGUUAACUAUCAACGGGCUGAGGAUGCAAGCAAAGCGAUCAACACACUGAACGGCCUAAGGUUGCAAAACAAGCAAAUUAAGGUAUCGUUUGCACGCCCAAGCUCCGAAGCAAUAAAGGGUGCGAAUCUCUAUGUGUCCGGUUUGCCGAAAAACAUGCUACAGGCGGAUCUGGAAGCAUUGUUCAGCCCGUACGGACGCAUCAUUACGUCCCGCAUUCUGUGUGACAAUAUUACAGCACGACAAUACAGCUCUCCAAAUGGUGGUGAAAAUGGUAAUGGUCUUUCAAAGGGUGUCGGCUUUAUUCGCUUCGAUCAGCGCAUGGAGGCAGAGAAGGCAAUUAAGGAGUUGAACGGAACCGUACCGAAAGGUUCAACCGAACCGAUCACGGUCAAGUUUGCGAACAACCCGAGCAGCACGAAAACGGUACCACCGCUCGCGGCCUACCUUGGUCCCCAAGCAGCUCGCCGUUUUCCGGGACCGAUCCAUCAUCCGACCGGACGCUUUAGCAGUGCCAUUCCAAACUAUCGAUACUCGCCGCUGGCAGGAGAUUUACUGGCGAACUCGAUGAUUCCUACUAAUGCCAUCGCGAACGGAUCCGGUUGGUGUAUUUUCGUCUACAACCUCGCGCCGGAAACGGAAGAGAACGUGCUGUGGCAGCUGUUCGGUCCGUUCGGUGCCGUCCAAUCGGUUAAGGUUAUCAAGGAUCUGCAAACGAACAAAUGCAAGGGCUUCGGGUUCGUGACGAUGACCAACUACGAUGAAGCAGUUGUCGCUAUACAAUCACUGAACGGUUACACGCUCGGUAACCGGGUGCUGCAGGUCAGCUUCAAGACGAACAAAUCGAAAAAUGCGUAAAAUCAAGCGAACCUGCCACCGGAGCUGUUCGCCCACUGGCUGGCUCAGCUUUCGAUCGUAGCCGCGGCUCGUAACAACAUCGGUGAGCAAGAGGAUUCAUAUCGCCGCAAGACGAUGGACGAACGGCACCGGCAGCAGGAUCUACUGGGAUUGGCGCGCCGCCGACAAGGUACUCGCGAUA
Messenger RNA from Anopheles marshallii, 1234 nucleotides. RefSeq names its product ELAV-like protein 3. The transcript has 7 exons. Gene Ontology annotation, molecular function: RNA binding. Lineage: Eukaryota; Metazoa; Arthropoda; Insecta; Diptera; Culicidae. The record is from RefSeq and is a predicted model, not a curated record. The coding region runs from base 1 to 1053 and encodes 350 amino acids. Gene Ontology annotation, cellular component: ribonucleoprotein complex.